Molecule: messenger RNA, 1269 nt
Organism: Cordyceps militaris CM01
Lineage: Eukaryota; Fungi; Ascomycota; Sordariomycetes; Hypocreales; Cordycipitaceae
Product: agmatinase
Exons: 3
Coding region: 1-1269 (422 amino acids)
Molecular function (GO): agmatinase activity; metal ion binding
Source: RefSeq, a predicted model, not a curated record
AUGCGUGCUUCUGUGCUGGCCAGUUUGAUGCUCUGCGCCGGCCUGUCGCUGGCCUGCGCCGGACAUGACGACGACGACAGGCAGUGGACCAAGGAGGAGCUGCAGGAGCUCGAGGAGAAAUGGGGAUACGAUUGGACGUUUUCCGGCAUUGGCACAUUUGCCCAUCUCGACCAUGUCAAGUGCCUGACCAACCCAGCGGAGCGCUACGAUAUUGCCAUUGUCGGCGUGCCCUUUGACACGGCCGUUUCGUACCGCCCCGGCGCCCGGUUCGGCCCUCGCUUCAUCCGUGCGGCCUCGGCCCGCCAGAUUGACUACCGUAGCUACAACCCGCGCGCCCACGUCAACCCGUACCAGAACUGGGCACGCAUCGUCGACUGCGGCGACAUACCUGUCACGCCCUACGACAACGUCAUUGCGCGCGAGCAGAUGACGCAAGGGCUGACGGCGCUCGGCCGCCACCGCACCGCAUCGUCGGUGGCCGACAAGCCCCGGCUGAUGCUGCUCGGCGGCGACCACAGCCUGACGCUGCCGGCGCUGCGCGCGCUGAAUGAGAUUCACGGCCGGCCCGUGCGGGUUCUUCACUUUGACGGUACGCAAGACUCCUCUGAACACAAGGCCGCAUACAUCUCUUGCCCCGCUCAUCAAGCAAAACGGGUUACACUGACACACACAGCGCACCUCGACACUUGGGACCCCGCCAAGUACCCCGCGCACUGGGGCUCGACGCACUUUACGCACGGCUCCAUGUUCUGGAUGGCCAACCAGGAAGGGCUGCUGUCCAACGCGUCGUCGGAGCCGUCGGUGCACGCGGGCCUGCGGACGCGUCUGAGCGGCACCGACCUGGGCGACCACGACGACGACACGCGCCAGAACUGGGUGCGGUACGCGGCCGACGAGAUUGACGAGAUUGGCACGAAGGGCAUCAUCGACGGCAUCAUGCAGACGCUGGGUACCGAGGACCCUGUCUACCUCUCCAUCGACAUUGACGUGCUCGAUCCCGCGUUUGCGCCGGGCACGGGCACCCCGGAGCCCGGCGGCUGGACGACGCGCGAGCUGAUCCGCAUCCUGCGCGGCAUCGAGGACCUGAACCUGGUCGGCGCCGACGUGGUCGAGGUGUCGCCGGCGUACCAGGGCGUCGGCGAGGAGACGUCGCUGGCGGCGGCGCAGGUCGCGUACGAGAUUCUGAGCUCCAUGGUGAAGAAGGGCAUGCAGGGCAUGGCCAAGGAAGGCAAAGCGGCCGCCGCCGCAAACGAAAAGGAUGAGCUGUAA